Messenger RNA from Sardina pilchardus (European sardine), 1462 nucleotides. RefSeq names its product poly(rC)-binding protein 3-like. The transcript has 14 exons. Bases 210 to 1271 code for a protein of 353 amino acids. The record is from RefSeq and is a predicted model, not a curated record. Gene Ontology annotation, molecular function: mRNA binding. Lineage: Eukaryota; Metazoa; Chordata; Actinopteri; Clupeiformes; Clupeidae. Gene Ontology annotation, biological process: regulation of RNA metabolic process; regulation of gene expression. Gene Ontology annotation, cellular component: nucleus; cytoplasm.
GGUGACGGCUCGAUGGAUUCCAGUGGAUGACAGGUGGGAUAGGAGGGGCCAUCUGACAUGUGGGGCAGGCCCUGAACAGGAAGAGGAAGCUAAGGAAGCUUCUGGAAUGCUCCUGGGGUGACUGGUUGGCUGUCCUUCCCAUCACUCACUCUCUGGCCCUAUCGGAUCCCUCUUCACGUGACCACACCCAGCCCUUCUCAACCGACCCCAUGAUGGAACCUGCCAAAGUCCAGUCCGAAGGCGGGCUGAAUGUCACCCUCACCAUCCGGCUCCUCAUGCAUGGCAAGGAGGUUGGUAGCAUCAUUGGAAAGAAAGGAGAAACAGUCAAGAAAAUGCGUGAGGAGAGUGGAGCCCGCAUCAACAUUUCAGAAGGGAACUGCCCAGAGAGGAUAGUGACCAUCACCGGCCCCACUGAUGCCAUCUUUAAGGCCUUUGCCAUGAUCGCCUACAAGUUUGAAGAGGACAUCAUCAACUCCAUGAGCAACAGCCCUGCCACCAGCAAACCACCUGUCACCCUGCGCCUAGUGGUCCCGGCCAGCCAGUGCGGUUCCCUCAUCGGGAAAGGGGGCUCCAAGAUUAAGGAGAUGAGAGAGUCCACGGGAGCCCAGGUGCAGGUGGCGGGGGACAUGCUGCCCAACUCCACAGAGAGAGCAGUCACCAUCUCGGGCACGCCAGAGGCCAUCAUCCAGUGUGUCAAGCAGAUCUGCGUGGUGAUGCUGGAGUCCCCCCCCAAAGGUGCCACUAUCCCCUACCGGCCCAAGCCUGCCGCUGCCCCCGUCAUCUUCACCGGCGGCCAGGUGAGGGCGGCCGACCCUCUGGCUGCCUCGUCCACAGCCAACCUCAGCCUGCUGCUUCAGCACCAGCCACUGCCUGCUUACACCAUUCAGGGACAGUAUGCCAUUCCACACCCAGACCAGUUGACCAAGCUUCACCAGUUGGCUAUGCAGCAAACCCCCUUUACCUCCCUCGGGCAGACCACCCCCGCUUUCCCUGGUGUGGAUGCCAGUCCACAGGCCAGUACUCAUGAGCUCACCAUUCCCAAUGAUCUAAUAGGCUGCAUAAUCGGGCGCCAGGGAACCAAAAUCAACGAGAUCCGACAGAUGUCUGGGGCACAGAUCAAAAUUGCUAACGCCAUGGAAGGGUCAUCCGAGCGCCAGAUCACCAUCACUGGAACCCCCGCCAACAUCAGCCUUGCCCAGUAUCUCAUCAAUGCCAGGUUCAGGGAUGUGGCGGCCAUGUGGACUGACCCCUCCUCCAUGACGACUUCCUGAAGACCCUGACGUUGCUCCCUCUCCCUCGAAGCCCGCGACGGAUGACCCUCCCACGUCGAUACAGCACUAUUGGAAAAACAAACCACUCCCUUCCUCCGCCCAUUUUUCUCUUUUUUGGACCUUCUCAGCCUCCAUAACGACCUGAGCAAUCAACCCCAACUGAAGCUUUAUUCUCAGGAAGUUUAUACGGC